This is a messenger RNA of Sclerotinia sclerotiorum 1980 UF-70, 885 nucleotides long. RefSeq lists its product as hypothetical. Gene Ontology annotation, cellular component: mitochondrion. The record is from RefSeq and is a predicted model, not a curated record. The transcript is spliced from 2 exons. Lineage: Eukaryota; Fungi; Ascomycota; Leotiomycetes; Helotiales; Sclerotiniaceae. The coding region runs from base 1 to 885 and encodes 294 amino acids.
AUGGAGUCACCAAAAUCCCCUUUGAAAAUUGAUAAUCCAAAGACUGUGACUAGAAGUCCUCAACUCGCAGAACCUAUAGCAGAACCUCAAGAAUGGAAUACAAAGAACUUGUCGUAUAGAUUGGGUGUGGACUUCGUAUCUGGUGUUGCCGCUGCAACUAUGGUUGCGCCAAUUAUCACUAUCAUUGAUAAAGGUAUCAUGCAAAAUGCUUCAGGUCAAGCUACACUCAAAGACUCAUUGCGAUCAUCCCUCAAGAACUUAGUUCUCCGACCUCACCAUCUACUCUUCUCGAAACCUUUCGCCUUGAUUUGUAUGUUAUAUGGAGGCACAUACUUGACAGCGAAUACCCUCGAUACUGUUACAUCUACUAUACACAAUAAGCCCGCAUCCACAGUUACAUCUGGAACUUCGAAAUUCGUUGCAAGUUCGACUGCAAAUAUUGGAUUGUGUCUUUUCAAAGAUCAAACAUUCGCCCGCUUGUUUGGUCCCUCUGGUCCACCAAGACCUGUACCUUUUCCCUCAUAUAUACUUUUUACCGCUCGCGAUUGUCUCACAAUUUUUGCUUCAUUCAAUAUACCACCAAUGCUUGGUCCAGUUAUCAACAAGAGUCUAUCCGAAGAAUUACAAAAAUCGAUAAGUGGACAAACUAUUUCACAAUUUUUGGCACCGGCUUCUGUGCAGCUUAUAAGUACGCCUAUGCAUUUAUUAGGCUUAGAUUUAUAUAAUAGAGGGCAAGGUGUUAGUUGGGCGGACAGAUGGAGUAUCGUGAAGAAGAAUUGGGGAGUAAGUGCUGCGGCUAGGAUAUGUAGGAUUGUACCUGCAUUCGGUGUUGGAGGAGUUGUCAAUAGAAAGGUUAGAGAAGGAUUGAUGAAUCGUUUGGAGUAG